Penicillium manginii is the source of this 1125-nucleotide messenger RNA. RefSeq lists its product as uncharacterized. Gene Ontology annotation, cellular component: membrane. Gene Ontology annotation, biological process: transmembrane transport. Gene Ontology annotation, molecular function: ATP binding; ATP hydrolysis activity; ATPase-coupled transmembrane transporter activity. The transcript is spliced from 4 exons. NCBI's taxonomy places the organism in Eukaryota, Fungi, Ascomycota, Eurotiomycetes, Eurotiales, Aspergillaceae. The coding region runs from base 1 to 1125 and encodes 374 amino acids. The record is from RefSeq and is a predicted model, not a curated record.
AUGCUGCUCGGCUCCCCGGUCCUCGCCGUGAUCAACGAGGCCAUGGGUGCGCGGGUCUCGAUCCAAGCGUACUCCGCCAUCGAGUUAUUUGAGGAGCGGCAUCGCGCGGUCCUGUCCAAGAACAUGGCCGGAAUCAGCGUCCGCUACGCACUAGAGACGUGGGUUACUUUGCGAGUGGAACUCGUUUCCGUCCUGCUACUUGGUGCAACCUGCGCACUGUGCGGUCUAGGAUUGCUUAACUCCGUUCAGGCUGGUCUAAUACGUGUCUCAGACGUGCAUUUCCCACGGGCGAAACACCUGGACACUUUUCUGUGGUCCUUAACUGACCUCGAUGUUGAAAUGAACUCUAUGGAGCGUCUCAAUCAGUACCUGAUGCUGCCUGCCCCAGAGAUCAAUUCUUUUUCCAUGGGACGAGAAAUCGCAUCCUCCUGGCCGGAGAGUGGCAACGUGGUAUUCUCUGGAGUUGAAGUCACGUAUGCUCAAGCUUCGCAACCGUCUCUCUAUGACUUUGAUCUCAUCAUCCCCGCGGGUGCCAAGGUAGGGAUCGUAGGCCCAAGCGUCAAAUAUCGUCCAGCCUCCGGCAAAUCGACCAUCAUCGCGGCAAUAACGGGCCUUGUACCACUCACAGCAGGCACUAUUCAGAUUGAUGAUGUGGACUUGGCGACGGUCUCACUGCGCCAACAUCGACGAUCUGUUCAUGUGCUCGCUCAGGAUGCCGUGCUCUUCGAUAGCACGGUGCGUGAGAAUUUAGAUCCCUCUCGACGCAGCAACGAUGCAGACAUACUUGAGGCAUUGUCAGCAGUGGCAUGGCACCAGAUCGAGGACCAAUUUGACGGCGUUGACCGCCAAAAAGUGCUAGACCAACACAUUUUGGCUGGGGGCACCAAUCUAUCCGCGGGUCAAGCGCAAUUAGUGGCUCUGGCGCAGGCGGUGCUGGCGCGGCCGCGCAUCCUGGUGCUCGAUGAGGCAACAGCAAAUGUUGACCACAGCACGGAUGAGAUAAUCCAGCGAAUCCUGCAGCAGUCCUUCCGGGAUAGUACGCUCCUCUGUGUGGCGCACCGAGCAGCCAGUGUCGCCUGGAUGGAUUAUGUCAUCACCAUGGCGGAUGGCUGCAAAGUAGGGUGA